Messenger RNA from Eupeodes corollae, 3253 nucleotides. It is a transcript of the gene gol, whose product is annotated as E3 ubiquitin-protein ligase goliath. The record is from RefSeq and is a predicted model, not a curated record. Bases 1368 to 2966 code for a protein of 532 amino acids. The transcript has 8 exons. Lineage: Eukaryota; Metazoa; Arthropoda; Insecta; Diptera; Syrphidae.
AAGUAUUUCGGUUCGCCUCAGUCACAAUUUGUAUCUCUAUCUGGUUGUAUCGUGGUCGUGGCACGUUCAUCGAUAAAAAUAUUAUAAAAAUAAUUUUAAAAAAUAUCAAACUUUGUCCGCUGAGCUAAGAAAGAGAGAGAGCGAGAGCAAGCGAGAGUUUGACGAGAAAAACACACUCUUUUUGUUUUGAUGCAGCACGAAGCACGACCGACUCGACGGUAUUCGUUCGACAGAGCUGGAGAAAAUCCUAAAUCUUUAUAUCUUUUUUCUGUUUUCGACUUCCAUCACCAAUUCUUGUUUUGAUUUUUCUGUCCGUAUCUACUAAAUUUUAUCGUCGUAUUUGUUUUUUGUUUAAAUUUCUUCUUGGUCUUUUUUGGUGUUGAUUUUGUUGCAUUGCAGCAAUUUCUAAUAAUUUUAUUUUGUUGUUGUUGUUUUUCCUUCUAAAUGCGUGUAUAUAGAUUUCUUGUCUAAUGUUGCAUAAAUAAAAUAAAUACCGUUAAACGUCAAUCGGUUACGGUGGGUAAUUUAGUUUGUAUAUAAAUUGGCAAAUUGAAUUAGACACAAAAUAAAAAUAAGUACACCAGGUACAUCACGACACACGAAGAAAAAAGUUGGCUAAUUUAUUUAUUUUGUUUUCGGUGUUGACAACAACAAACCCCACGACUACCGUACCGACCGACAUCUCUUUAGUUCGUAUUUUUAGUUGUUGUUGUUAUUAUUGUUGUUUUUAACCUCUCCGUCUUCAUCCAACGACCAGCAACGACGUUAACGUUAUGGUGCAGUUAAUUUUCAAGCCAUACACCUAUUACCUAAAUCUAAUGCAAGUGUAUUUAAUAGUUUCAUUGAAUGUAGUUUAAAGUGCAACAAAAAAUAAAAAAUUGUGUAACGUUUGCUUAAAAAGUGAAGAAAAUUAUAAUACGGGUCCCUCAGUGAAUCCCUAAAGUAAAAAGAUCAAUGUUUUGAAAACAACAAGAAUCCAAAUAAAAAAAUCCCACCCAUAAAAAGGAUUUUUCGUCCUGUGGAAUUUGGAAUUGGAAAAAUCAAUAUCAGUAGCUGCCCACAUCUUCAUAACAUAGAAGAAUUAAACAAAAAAAAAACAAAAACAAGAGAUUUUCUUAUGUAAAAAAAAUUGACAACACAAAUUACGAAUUAUUCAACAGAAACGUAAUCUAAAUGCAGGGCUCAAUGCGCUUCAUACUGGAAUAUCAUCAAAGUUAACGAAGCAGCGACAGCAGCAGCAGCAGAAGAAGUUGAAAGAUAUUUUUUUUUUUUUUAUAAAAACCACUUAAGCAGUAUCUGAGCAACAGCAGCAUCAGCAGCUCUUAAAACUUAAUAAAAACCUUUAAAGAAAUUAAAAACAAAGUCUGAUGGAGUCCAAGGAAUUGCUGCUCUUAGUCGUUUGUCUAGUUAUCCUAUUCACCGGCCAUCAGCGUCGUGUCGUUUAUGGAAUGUCAACUGUAAGCAAAGACUUCGAGCAAUAUUUACGAACGAUAAAUUCAUCUACGGCCACAAUACCAAAUGUUGAGGAACGUGUUAUCGUUGAUAUUUAUACGUUGGCCUAUCUCAAUUAUACGUACAUGGAUAAGGACGAACAAGUUGUGAGCUUUUCGGAAGAGAAGGCUCGGUAUGGUGAGGGGAAGAUUUUAAAUGUCAAAGGAUUAUUGGUACAUGUGACGAAUCGAAAUGACAUGCGGAAUGACAAAGCUUGUGAUCCUGAUAUAAUGGGUACACUUUUGAAUCCUUUCCCGACGGAACAAUGGAUAGCAUUGGUGCGGAGGGGGGAGUGUACAUUCGAGGAUAAGGUGAAGAAUGUUGCAGCAAAGGGAGCAGUUGGAGUUAUUAUUUUCAAUGACAGACCGGUGAUGAAUUUGGAGAAGAUGCAGAUCAAGGACAAGAGUCGUAACAUCACAGCUGUUAUGACCUAUCAGGAAAUCGGCCAACACAUGGCUGACAUCCUAGACCAAGGAAUCGAAAUAAAGGCAUCAAUUAAUAAGGGCAGAAGUGGAACUCGACCGAUAAAUACAUUGAAUAAAACUUCAGUGCUUUUUGUAUCGAUUUCUUUCAUAGUCCUCAUGAUAAUAUCUCUCGUUUGGCUAAUAUUCUACUAUAUCCAAAGAUUUAGAUAUCUACAAUCAAAGGACCAACAAUCCAGACACCUUUGUUCAGUAACCAAAAAAGCCAUAAUGAAAAUUCCAACAAAGACUGGCAAAAGCAACGACAAAGAUGGCGAUAGCGAUUGUUGUGCCAUCUGUAUCGAAGCAUAUAAAUCAUCAGACUGUAUACGGGUACUUCCGUGCAAACAUGAAUUCCAUAAAAACUGCAUCGAUCCAUGGCUAAUUGAACAUCGCACCUGUCCGAUGUGCAAAUUAGAUGUACUCAAAUUUUAUGGCUAUGUGAUUAUGGAUAGCCAAGAAAGUAUUAUGGAACUUGAAGGUUCCUACUUUGAUAAUACUUCAGUCAUGAUUGACAUGUCCCUCCCAAAUUCACCAACAUCACUAGAUGCUCCAAUCGCUGGAAAUGUUCUUCAGCAAAUCGAACAAUGGGAACAACGACUGAGUCGAUAUAACAUCAAUCCACCACCACUAUUGUUUCAUAACAACAAUUUGCCAGAACGUUCACAAUCAUCGCUGUCAUUUUUGAAUGAAAACAAAUCAGUCAACAGCACCUGCAUGACAAAUAAACUGGGACUUCAACAUGGAAUUGUUCAGACAAUGCGAAAAGUCUCUCGUACAGAAGAUUCAAUAAAAUUCUCGGAUACAGUUAAAAAACGUCGAUCUCGUUCAGCUGACAGCAGAUUCAGCCAGAGUAUGUCCCUUCCGAAUACAGCUUAUCAAAAAUUGACUGUGGACUUGAACACGAUGCCAUCUACGUCACGGGAAUCUAGAAAAACAAUGCGUGUUAUACCUGUACUCGAUCCGGAACCAGAAGUUAAAAUACAAGUUAACGGGAAAGGAGUCGACAUAUAAAUGAGGAGCUUCCAUAACUAUGUAUAACCUUGGGCUGUGUCUACCAAAGUGAUAAGAAAGGUUGAGCUAAAAAGCUAUUAUUCAGUUGUACCUAUGUUUACCUAAUAAUAUACAUAAGCUUUUAUGUUAUAUUUUCUAUAUUAUAUUACCUAUUAAUUUAUAAUCUGGCAGUUUUCUCAUUUUAUAUCAAAAUUAUACACAAAAUAUUUAUUUUGAUAUUUUCAAUUAAUUUUGUUUAAAAUUUUUGAUAUGAAAUGAGUAUUUGUCGUUAUUUGAAAAACAGAACU